This is a messenger RNA of Phycodurus eques (leafy seadragon), 2318 nucleotides long. It is a transcript of the gene slc25a28, whose product is annotated as solute carrier family 25 member 28. The transcript is spliced from 4 exons. Gene Ontology annotation, cellular component: mitochondrial membrane. Gene Ontology annotation, molecular function: ferrous iron transmembrane transporter activity. Lineage: Eukaryota; Metazoa; Chordata; Actinopteri; Syngnathiformes; Syngnathidae. Gene Ontology annotation, biological process: iron import into the mitochondrion. The record is from RefSeq and is a predicted model, not a curated record. Bases 185 to 1363 code for a protein of 392 amino acids.
CCGUCCUUCCACGGCCUUGCGUGGCGGCUGCGGCUGGGAACUAACGACGCCGGUGGGAAUGUUGUUGCGGGCAAGUAGCUGCCAACCCCACCUAAGGGAAUGCAAAACCUCGUAGCCGAAUUGUACACAUUAAGACAUUUGUGCGCGACCGAAGAGCCCACUUCCUCUCGUCGCUUGGUUUCUCAUGGAAGCGGAUGGAUUUGUAAGGAGGCGUCGGAUGACAGCAGAGACUGCAGGCAACGAUCCCGGGGUAGCUGGCGCAUCUGCCGGGGCAGAAGUUCGAUGGCUGGGGGGCAGAUUUCUGGGAGUUUCGGAAAGUAUCGUUGGAAGUCUAUCGCCGAGGAUCGGGGGCGAGACCGAACUACAGAGUGUUGACUUCACCCGUAACGGACAGGAUCAAAGUGAUGACUUGGAACCGGACUACGAAGGCUUGCCACAGGGAGCCUCCACGAGCACCCACAUGUUGGCCGGAGCCGUGGCCGGGAUCAUGGAGCACUGCCUCAUGUUCCCCAUCGAUUGUGUCAAGACAAGAAUGCAGAGCCUCCAGCCUGACCCUGCCGCCCGCUACCGGAACGUGAUGGAUGCCCUCCGCCGCAUCGUGGCCACGGAAGGAGCAUGGCGGCCAAUGAGAGGGCUGAAUGUGACCGCCAUCGGGGCGGGGCCUGCCCAUGCCCUCUAUUUUGCCAGCUAUGAGAAAAUCAAAAAGACACUGAGUGAUGUGAUCCAUCCCGGCGCUAACAGCCAUUUGGCUAAUGGAGCAGCCGGAUGUGUGGCCACUCUGCUUCACGAUGCAUCCAUGAACCCAUCAGAAGUUGUGAAGCAGCGCAUGCAGAUGUAUAAUUCGCCAUACCGCGGCGCGUUGGACUGUAUACGCGCCGUGUGGCAGAAGGAAGGGCCCGGCGCGUUCUACCGUAGCUACACCACUCAGCUGACCAUGAACGUGCCCUUUCAAGCGCUCCACUUCAUGACUUACGAGUACCUGCAGGAGCUGCUCAACCCCCACAGACAAUACAACCCUUCGUCCCACAUGCUGUCCGGCGCCCUGGCCGGGGCCCUGGCCGCCGCCGCCACCACGCCGCUGGACGUGUGCAAGACCCUGCUCAACACCCAAGAGUCGCUCGCCCUCAGCUCCCUGUCGGCCAACCAAGGAGCCCACAGACAUAUCACGGGCCUGGCCCACGCCUUCCGGACGGUUUACAGGCUGGGCGGCCUGCGGGGCUUCUUCAAGGGAGUGCAGGCCAGGGUCAUCUACCAGAUGCCCUCCACGGCCAUCAGCUGGUCCGUGUACGAGUUCUUCAAGUACGGACUCACCAAGCACCAGCACGACAAGAGGCGAGCGCAGCAGAUGGAGGCGGAGAUGUAGAUGCUGCCAGGGGGAAGGCAGCUUAUAACGCACAGCUCAUGAAAUUACAUUAAGACACAUCUCCACUGUCCCUUUGGCCAGACAGGCAUUUUCAGAAAGAGUUUUUAAACCGCUGUUUGCUGAUUACGCACACUUUUGAUUUAUGUUGCUAAAGUAAUGUCACAGUAUUAGAAUUGUUGAACUUGAGGCCACGGGUCGUCGCCAGAAGAGGGCAGUAGUGUUAUUUUCUAAACAUUUGCUGUUACGGCUCACCCUUUUUUUUUUUUUUUUUUUUUUUUUUUUUUUUUUUAAAUAAACAUAGCCAAAUCUUUUAAGUUUGCAGAUCAGGGUUUUUUUUUUUUUUUUAGUCACACAAAACUGUCGUUCAUCCCGCCCCCCGCCCCCCACCUCAAAUUACAAAAUUAUAGGGUAAACUGGAACCCCUUAAAAAGUAAUUUAAUUAGUUAUAAACAAAUCUGCAUUUUUGAGGAGAUGAGACCAUGGGUCAAGUUUUUUGUCUUUGUUUGCCCCGUUUUACGUCCACGAGUAGACAUUGGAGUAAUCUAAAUCUUACUUAAUUUAUUUUCAAUUUCACCCACAUACAAAUGUAAUCCAUAAUUAGGAACCUAUUAGCAUAAUUUGCUUUGUGGCGCUUCCACUGACAACCCCUUGUACUUCUCAGCUAUUCACCAUUAUUGCCUUGUCUGCAGACGGCUGUUCUGAGGCUGAUCUUAGUUUCUCUCACUGCUGCUGCUAAGUCUGCUAAUGUUCUUUGAAGGUGGAGGUUGUAUGGAAUAGGCCACGGCCCAAAAAUCAAGCGUUUAAGUCAUCUUAAUAAACUAUGUUGGAAAACGUUGAAAUCAUACCCCUGUUGAGUAAAUGGAAGCUGACAUUCUUACUGAUUCUGAAUUGCACUCAUCAAAUAAUAAAUUAUGAGCAGUGGACAGUGCUCAUGAAUAAUAAUAAAUAAAUAAAA